CACCACCACGUGCCCGCCAGCGCCUCUAGUGGGCCGCCCUUGCCCGGCUCGCCCGUCCGCCCGCUCACCACCGGCAAACCUCGAGCCCUUGAACGGAGGCAAUCUGGCGAAACGACAAGAUUCUCAAAACCGCGAUGUCGCCACAGUCGCACUCUUCUUGAAUUGUACUUCAUCCUGCGCCGUAUAUAUAUUUUUUAAACUAAAUUUUUCCCAACGAAUCUUUGAAGGUUUGGAGUCAAGCCACCGCCGUGGUGGGAAAAGCGGCUGACGGUCUCCGCCGCCGCCGCCGCCUGCCGGGAUAGGCGCGCCCCAGGGCGGCCGAGCUUCUAGCCGAGGCGCGGUGUGCAACGCCGCCUGGGGCCUAGCGGCUCGACCUUGGGUCCGUCAAGUUGGCGUUCUUGAAGCACAUGCAGUCUGAUUUCUGUUGAAAGGGUUGGCGGCGGGGCUGAGGAGGUUGGGGAGGAGCGGGUUGGUUUUGGGAGAAUUCGACAGAAUCGACGUUUAACAUGGGCGUGAGGAAAGACGUGAGGAUCCUGCUGCUGGGAGAACCCAAGGUGGGGAAGACCUCCCUGAUUAUGACCCUUGUCAGCGAGGAGUUCCCAGAAGAGGUGCCUCAUCGAGCGGAGGAGAUCACAAUACCAGCAGACGUCACGCCGGAAAAGGUCCCCACGCACAUUGUGGACUACUCGGACAUCGAACAGACUGAUGAAGAACUACAGGAGGAGAUUCUCCGGGCUCACGUGGUGUGCGUGGUCUAUGCAGUGGAUGACCAAGAUUCCAUUGAGAAGAUCACGAGCAAGUGGGUGCCGCUGAUAAACGAAACCGUCGGCAAAGAUGGAAGGAUACCCAUAAUCCUAGUGGGCAACAAGACGGACUUGGUGGAGCAGAGCUCAAUGGAGGCCAUUCUUCCCAUCAUGAACCAGUACUCCGACAUUGAAGCAUGUGUGGAGUGUUCGGCACGGGUGCUGCGCAACAUCUCGGAGGUUUUCUACUAUGCCCAGAAGGCGGUGCUGCAUCCCACGGGGCCCCUGUACUCGCCGGAGGAGAAACAGCUGAGGCCGGGGUGUGUGAAGGCUCUCACCCGAAUCUUCAGGAUCUCGGACCAGGACAACGAUGGGCUGCUCAAUGACACGGAGAUCAACUACUUCCAGAAAACCUGCUACAAGUCGCCCCUGGCUCCCCAUACGCUGGAGGACGUCAAGAACGUGGUGAGGAAGAACACGACCAACGGCGUGCUGGGUGGCGCCCUCACCUUGGAAGGCUUCCUGUUCCUGCACACGCUGUUUGUGCAGCGCGGGCGGCACGAGACGACAUGGACGGCGCUGCGCCGCUUCGGAUACGACGAGGGCCUGGAUCUCACUGAUGAGUACCUCUACCCGUCGCUCAAGGUUCCUUCUGACUGCACGACCGAGCUCAACCACCACGCCUACAACUUUCUGCAGAGGAUCUUUGAAAAGCAUGACCUGGACCGCGACGGGGCGUUGAGCCUGGAGGAGCUGAAGGAGCUGUUCGGAGUGUUUCCCUACAUGCCCUGGGGGCCCGACGUCAAUCACACGGUGCUCACCAACGAGCGAGGAUGGAUCACCCAGCAGGGAUACCUGGCGCAGUGGACGCUCACGGCGUACCUAGACGUGCACCGAUGCCUCGAGUAUCUGGGACACCUGGGGUACCCGCUCCUCGCCGACCAGCCCUCCCAGGCCUCGGCAAUCACAGUGACGCGAGACAAGAAGCUGGAUCUGAUGAAGAAGCAAACGCAGCGGAACGCGUUCCUGUGCAACGUUUUCGGCGUGCGAGGAGCUGGAAAGAGUGCGUUCCUGCAAGCCUUCCUGGGGAAGAACCUGUCCAGGCAGAAGCGAAUACGGGAAGAGCACCGGUCGCUGUACGCCAUCAACGCCCUCUCCAUCUACGGACACGACAAGUACCUGCUGAUGCAUGAAAUCGACACGGACUCAGAGUUCCUGGCAUCGGGCGACGUGCGCUGCGAUGUCGCCUGCCUCCUCUACAACGUGGACGAUCCCCACUCCUUCGAGUACUGUGCUCGCAUCUUCAAGCAACACUUCCUGGACAGUCGCGUGCCAUGCGUGGUGGUGGCCACAAAGUCAGACCUCGGCGCCGUCAAGCAGCUGCACGGGCUGAGCCCCGCCGAGUUCUGCCGCAAGCACCGGCUGCCGCUGCCGGCGCCCUUCACGCCCGGCGUCGGUGACGCCGAAACCCCAUGCCGCGACAUCUUCCUCAAGCUGCUCACGGUCGCCAUCUACCCCCACUCCCAGUUAGACUGCCUGUGUAACUGCAACAAGUGUACACUCUGCGUGUGUCAAAACCUGCUGGGCUCGGCCCUGCUACGCGGCCUCCGGAGCCGCCUCGUCGCCUCCCUGCGCUCCAGGUUGUGGGAUUGUCUGGAGGAGCUGGGAGUGAUAGUGCUGUCCAGCGGGGAGCGGCGAGGCCCCCCGCACCAGGUGCACGCUGUCGCGCUAGGUGAGGGGAGCGCCUUCUUGGGAGUGUCACUCCCUCGAAGGCACUGGCAAGAGUGCGAGGCGCGGGGCUCGUCCGUGUGGCUUCGCGCCAGCAUCGGGGCCGCCAUGAUCGCGCUGCUCGGCCUGGGUGUUUACCGCGCGCUCGUGCGGACGCAGCGGUGACCAGCGAGCGCUGUGAACACCGCCGGGCGCCCCCCCCUCCACCACACCCUCACCCCCACCACCAUGGACCCACUGCGGUCGUAGUUCCGCGAGACACGACCAGAGGCACCUUGGAGGGAGUCUGGACGAGCAUCGCCCAAUGUCUGGAGUCCUCGUAACCGACGUUACUACACUUACGCUGAUGGAAAGUGGGGUCGGGGGGGGAUGCACAAAACGACCCCCAGCAUGAGUGGGACAAGGACGACAACAGCAAGAAGUGCCUGUGCUUCACAAGUGUCCAAGGGAACAAGCUUAGCUCCGUGGCCCUCUUGGUAAAGUUGGUCACCGUUGUCGGCGGGUAAUGGAAGUUUAAACGACCUAAUAGGUUUUCUUUAUUGCCUGACGUGCUCGUCCCCAUCGAUUUGUAUAUUCAGUGAUGAGCACGGGGACUUGAGAAAAUGCCAAGAGGUUUGGAAGUGGUCUCACCUACAAGGUGCGUGACUGAAUGUUGCCCAUAUCGCACAGGAAAUCCGUGAAGAGUGAGUGCCUCGAUUGAUGAACCCUCUGGUGUCAAGCGAACGAGCAUGAUAAAUUAACUUAAAACGAAUGUUAAAUUUUUCUUCCGUACAUUUUCAUUUUAAACGUUACUCUGGAAAUCCCUUGUGUUAUUUUUGUUGUAAAAUGCAUUUCUCUAUUUCGCCACAAGUGGUCUCUCCUCACUUGAUGUGGCAUAUAUUGCACUGUAAUGGAAGUGCUUUAAGACAUCGUUACUGAUUAUGCUUUUUAGUGACGCCACACCGUGAAAAAUGAAACGUCCAUCGACUCGAGUUGCUUACGAUUAUAGCGUGUUGUGUUCGAGGGACACGUUUGUGUGCAUUUCGAACGACGAAGGCUUCCGUUAGGGAGCUGCGAUGAAGACAUGCUGCAGUCAGGCAGGCGGUUGCUAGCAGUGGAGAAUUGUUUACGUUUGCUGGUAGUGCACUAAUGGUCAAAGCAUAUUUUAUUUUUAUUUGAAGAUGCCAAAGUCACUUUUUAAGAUAUUUAUGUUCACAACAGGAGUGCAUUUCUUCAAAUAACUUUAAAACCACACCACUGAUUGGAGGUUGAUUUGUGUUUGCGUGCCAGAAAAUUGUAAUUGGCAUGGGUGAAAAUAAUAAUCGGGUUGCUUGGCACAUAAUAAUUUUUAGUUUAGCAUUUUCUUCACUUGAAAUGAAGUCUUUAACAGCAAUAAUCCCCCUGAUACCUCAACACACUAGUGUUGUCUCAUUGUGUACACAGGGCACCACUGAGAGAGGGGUGGUUCUCUCUGGUACUGCACAGCUUUACACUGCUACAGAUUUGGAAGUAUGGCAAAACCACAACUAAGAUGAAAUCGAGGCUGGAAUUGAGGGUAAUGUCCUUCGUCAAGCGAUGGGCUACACGGAGUACCGAUUUGACAACUGCUGAGUGAGCGAUUCAGUCUUGAGCUUGAGCAGCUGAUGCUCAUUCUCUCUUGCUUGCCAUGCUCACGUGGUUGGCCAAAAUAUGAUAAUUGUGAGUGCAAUGGCCCACCCUACGGUCGGUCACGAUAAUUUAUUUUGAAUACAAACGAUGUCCUACAUUAUAAUGUUUGGUGUGCUGCCCGAGCAAACAAACUAAAUAUCGAGUAACUUCAUUUUACUCAGCCGCAGGUGAUUUAUUUGAAACACUAAUCACGUGUAUUUAUACUUUUUUUUCAACGAACUAUACACCGCUUCUGUUUUACACUCACAUUUCACAACCAGAGACAUCUUUGAAAGAGUGAGAGGUUGAGGCCAUGCCAGGCAUGUAGAUAUAUAUCGGUGGUGGCUGUAAAAUAUUUAUCCGGCGCUGUGGCUCAGCGGUAGUGCUAUCGGCUCGCACUCGCAAAGAUGCGAGUUUAAAUUCUGGUUGGAGCUUGGCUCGGCCCAUCAUUAUCCAUCCAGGGUCGAUAAAAAGAGUACCACUGUGGGGAGGUCAACAGUGGUUGUCCUAUGGAUAGACUCGCCCCCACCAUAGGAACAUGGAAUUUCCACCACUGACUCAGGGCUGUAAAUGAGAGGUGAGCACCACCUCAUUGCUCAUUUGAGCAAGAAUCACUUUGACUUUGAUCACUGGUGACUGUCAAAUAUCUACCUACAAAUUUAAGUACAGUGUUUGGUCUUUUUAUGUUGAAGGGUGUUCUAAUCACUUUACAGUUAUUUGUGGACUUCCCACACAAGUGUGACGCAGAUCUUUCAUUUUAUAUUUCUCUGCGAAGAAAAAAAAGUUUCACCUCAGUAAUGUAUCUGCAUUUAUUUGAGUAUUUCUUGAAAUAUUAUGUAUGCUGUAAGAUAUUCUCACAGAUUUUGGUGUGUAUUGUUUUUGUCUGGAAAGCCGUCACAACACAUCAAUAAAAAUAUAUAUGUAAACAAAUCAA
Messenger RNA from Petromyzon marinus (sea lamprey), 5031 nucleotides. RefSeq names its product mitochondrial Rho GTPase 1-like. Gene Ontology annotation, cellular component: mitochondrial outer membrane. NCBI's taxonomy places the organism in Eukaryota, Metazoa, Chordata, Hyperoartia, Petromyzontiformes, Petromyzontidae. Gene Ontology annotation, molecular function: GTP binding; GTPase activity; calcium ion binding. Gene Ontology annotation, biological process: mitochondrion organization. The record is from RefSeq and is a predicted model, not a curated record.